Messenger RNA from Quercus lobata, 1107 nucleotides. RefSeq lists its product as uncharacterized. Bases 1 to 1107 code for a protein of 368 amino acids. NCBI's taxonomy places the organism in Eukaryota, Viridiplantae, Streptophyta, Magnoliopsida, Fagales, Fagaceae. The record is from RefSeq and is a predicted model, not a curated record. The transcript is spliced from 4 exons. Gene Ontology annotation, molecular function: zinc ion binding.
AUGGUAGAAGGAGUUUGCUUAGCUGUGGCUUACACUGUUCAGUUUUCAGAUGACAUUGGGAAUCCAAAGGAACUUAAUCUGGUUUUCAUCUCUGAUAGACAAAAGGGCCUUAUACCUGCAAUUGAGAUGUUGUUCCCAACUUGUAAGUAUAGGUAUUGUGUGAAGCAUAUCUAUAAUAAUUUUAAAGUGGAUCAUAAGGGCUUGGAGUUGAAGGAUGCACUAUGGAGAUGUGUUGGAGCCACAACAAUCAGGGAGUUUGAGAGAAGAAUGCAGGAACUGAAGGAUUUGGAUGUCAAGGCAUGGGAGUAUCUUGCUGACAUCAAUCCUGCACAAUGGUCUAAGUCUCACUUUAGUAGUAGAGUUCUGUGUGAUUGUUUAGAUAAUAACUUGAGUGAGUCUUUUAAUGUCAUGAUCUUAGAAACUAGGGAUAAGCCAAUUUUAGCAAUGUUGGAGUGGAUCAGAGUUAGGCUCAUGACCAAACAAUACAAAAAGAUGAAAGGUAUAGCAAAAUACACUAGAAAGGUGUGUCCUAAUAUUCAAGACAAAUUAGAGAAGUUAAAACAUGAAUCUAUACCUUUCAGUGCUACUCCGGUUGGCAGCUUCAUGUAUGAGGUUGAUAAUGGUCAUGAGAGACAUGUGGUUGACUUGGUUAGGAAAGCAUGCAGCUGUAGGAUUUGGGAGUUGACAAGACUUCCUUGCAAACAUGGGAUCUCUACUAUUGUUAAGAACCCGGAGAAAGUGGAGGACUAUGGGCAUCCUUGUUACUUGAAAGAGACAUUUGUUGAAACUUAUAAAGAGAUAAUACAGCCAAUGCCUAGCCAGUCUGAGUGGGUUGAAACUAACCAACCUACUCCUGUUGCUCCUCAUGUGUAUAAACCACCUAGUAGACCACCAAAGCAAAGAAAAAGAGAUUUUGAAGAGCCAAGGAACCCUUAUAAACCUAGUGCAUCUGUGAGCAUUAGUGGUGUACCAAGUCAAGGAAGUGGUGGUGGUGCUACUAGGGGGUUUAAAGGCAGAAAGUUUGGUGUAUCAAGGCCAACAAAGUUUCAACUAGUUGGUGGAAAGGGCAAGAAGGCAACUGGCAAGAGCACCAAAAGCAAUAAAUAA